Molecule: messenger RNA, 1323 nt
Organism: Insectozyma verbasci
Lineage: Eukaryota; Fungi; Ascomycota; Pichiomycetes; Serinales; Debaryomycetaceae
Source: the annotation of a GenBank genome assembly
AUGGUAGAGGUGAGUAAUCCUAGAGAAUGGUCCACUGAAGAAGAAAUACAAUUGUUUAAUUUAGUUUGUGAUUAUAAACCUGCUGGUAAGUUGAAACAUGAAAACAUGGGAAUAAUUGUAAAUAAGAUUAAUGAAAUAUUGGGUAUUAAUGAAUCAUCAAAGAUUACUGAAAAUGAUAUAUGGACUAAAUUAGAGCAAUAUUAUAAUUUGAAGAAAGUUGAUGCUAUGGAGGAUAAUAGUGAUUUUACUUAUGAACUGAAUACAAGUGAAAAAGAGAGUCAAGAAGAUAUAAAAGAGAAAGAACCAAUAAAGGUAGAAGUAGUAGAAGAGGUAGAAGAAGAAGAAGAAGAAGAAGAAGAAGAAGAAGAAGAAGAAGAAGAAGAAGAAGAAGAAGAAGAAGAAGAAGAAGAAGAAGAAGAAGAAGAAGAAGAAGAAGAAGUAGAAGAAGAAGAAGAAGAAGAAGAAGAAGAAGUAGAAGAAGAAGUGAAGAAUGAGGAACCUGAUGAGAAAGUGAAGGAAGAGGAACUUCAAGAGGAAGAGACACCUACAAUUGAGGUAGAAACUCCUGAAAUUGAAGAAGACAAGGAAGAGGAAGAGCAACCUGAAGAAACAAAGGAAGAAGAGGCGGAAGAAGAACCAGAAGAAGAACCACGUAAUAAAUCUGUUAAAAAAGAAGAACCAAAACCUAAAAAAUCACCACAAAGAGCAACAAGAAGUACUAGACGCAAUUUACGAAAUCUGGUUGUUGAAGAAUCAUCAUCUGAUCUUAGUGAAGUUGAAGUAGAAGAAAAAGAAAAAGAAGAAACAAAAAGUCCACAAUUAGACGAAGCUGAAAAGAAAGAGAAAGAGAAGGAGAAUACACCCGAAGUGGAAGAAGUAAUGGAUGAAGAAUCAGAUAAUGACGUAGUUGAAAAAGAACAAGAGGAAAAAGAACAAGAGGACAAAGAACAAGAGGAAAAAGAAACAACUAAAAGGAAGAAAGGUCCUAAAAAGAAAGCAACUACACCUGCACCUGCAGCAACCAAGAAAAGAACGAGAUCAACUGUUAAAUUUGAAGAACCAGAAGAAAUUACUGAAACUCCAGCUAAAAAGAAAACUAAAAAUGCAUCUCCAUCUCCAUCAGCAUUGGGUACACGUCGAAGAACAAGAUCAGAAGCACACCAUGAAGAAGAAAUGGAAAAUGAUGAUGAUGUACAAGAACAACAAGAUGAUGUAAAAGAAGAACCACUAACGAAACCCACAAGAAGAGGACGAGGUGCCACCAAAUCUGAAAAACAAGAAAAAUUACCACCACCAGUAAGAAGAAGUACCAGAAAGAGGUAA